This is a messenger RNA of Musca vetustissima, 505 nucleotides long. It is a transcript of the gene SkpA, whose product is annotated as S-phase kinase-associated protein 1. Gene Ontology annotation, molecular function: cullin family protein binding. Gene Ontology annotation, cellular component: cytoplasm; nucleus. The coding region runs from base 12 to 500 and encodes 162 amino acids. The transcript has a single exon. The record is from RefSeq and is a predicted model, not a curated record. Gene Ontology annotation, biological process: SCF-dependent proteasomal ubiquitin-dependent protein catabolic process. NCBI's taxonomy places the organism in Eukaryota, Metazoa, Arthropoda, Insecta, Diptera, Muscidae.
CUACAAACAAAAUGCCUAACAUCAAAUUGCAAUCAUCGGACGAUGAAAUAUUCGAUACAGAUGUACAAAUUGCCAAAUGUUCCGGCACCAUAAAGACCAUGUUGGAAGAUUGUGGCAUGGAAGAUGGUGACAAUGCCGUUGUGCCUCUGCCCAAUGUCAAUUCGGCCAUUUUGCGUAAGGUUCUGCACUGGGCCAACUAUCACAAAGACGAUCCCCAACCACCAGAGGACGAUGAAAACAAAGAAAAACGUACCGACGACAUUUCCUCUUGGGAUGCUGAUUUCCUCAAGGUUGAUCAGGGUACACUGUUCGAAUUGAUUUUGGCUGCCAAUUAUCUGGAUAUUAAGGGCCUGCUGGAUGUUACAUGUAAGACGGUAGCCAAUAUGAUUAAGGGCAAGACACCCGAAGAGAUUCGCAAAACUUUCAAUAUCAAAAAUGAUUUUACACCAGCCGAAGAAGAACAAGUGCGUAAGGAGAACGAAUGGUGUGAAGAGAAAUAAUCUGG